Drosophila grimshawi is the source of this 2069-nucleotide messenger RNA. RefSeq names its product angiomotin. Gene Ontology annotation, biological process: positive regulation of Rho protein signal transduction. The coding region runs from base 437 to 1729 and encodes 430 amino acids. The transcript is spliced from 4 exons. NCBI's taxonomy places the organism in Eukaryota, Metazoa, Arthropoda, Insecta, Diptera, Drosophilidae. Gene Ontology annotation, molecular function: actin binding. The record is from RefSeq and is a predicted model, not a curated record.
GCUCACUUUUGGUCCCAGCAACCAAACGGUGUACAACAAAAUAUCAACACAGAAACGCAAAAAGAAUUUAAUUGAAAAUAUUUCUUAGCGGUUAUUUCGUGUUCUCUUUUUUUUACAUGUUUUGUAUAAAUAGUGUUGAAACCACUUAAAUUAUAAACACAUACAUAUUGCUCAAGUCCAAGUGCAUUUGCAUUGAAGUGCGAAUACGUAGUGUAACAACCAAAAAAGGAAUUCCAUAAACAAAGCGUUCAAAACGGAAGCCACAAAUAACGACAACCAUUUAAAUACCUAAAGUAUUUAUUUGGCAAGCUCGAGGUUCGACAAUAGAGGCGAGACUGUCUUUCUUGUGACACGUGAAUCUUCUUCAGGAACGGCGGCCGAACGCUUUUUUAAGUCAAUAUUUACAAAACAGGAACAACCCACUCCCAGUAACAAUAUGGCCGAUGUAUCGCAUGAAUUGGGCGCCCUGCGUUUUGUAGUGGAUUCGCCGCUAUCAUCGAAGGUGGCCAUGUUUAACAAUCAGGCGACACAGCAUAAGCAGUCGCAGUUAUUGAACCCAUUCGCGCACGAUGGCCGAUCCUCAUCCCCAAAGCCGACUUUCUCCAAGGAUCAGUAUGGCAAACCACUCGCCGGCAGUCUGACAGAGAUGCGUGGCCAAAAGGCCAAUAUGCAUGUGAUGAAGGAAAUGCUCGAGCUAUGCCAGAUCAUUGACUCCGAGGGCUAUCAGGUGAAGGAUGAGCCAUCGAUGCGAGUUAUUCCAUUCGGAGAGUUGUUUAAUAUUUACAACUACAUUUCGGACAAGGUCGUGGGGAUACUGUUGCGCGCUCGGAAGCACAAAUUGCUGGAAUUUGAGGGCGAGAUGCUUUAUCAGCGUCGCGACGAUGAUGUGCCCAUCUUCCUGCUACGUCCCAUUGUGGAGAUACGUCUUGAGUUGACAUCCAAGAUUGAUGAGAUCAAGCGGGGCACAAGUCCAGCGCCACAGUCGACUUCAGUGUUGCUCGAUAAAGCAACGCAUGAGAAAAAUUUAAUGGAGCUGAAUUCUCGCACUCCAUCGCCAGCGGUUAAAUCCAAGUCAAAAUCACCAUCACCCGAUGUGCGAACAGCAUCUCCAGUUGCAGAGGCUGCUCCUGUUGCAGAAGCUGCUCCUGUUGCAGUAGCUGCUCCUGUUGCAGCAGCUGCUCCUGUUGCAGUAGCUGCUCCUGUUGCAGCAGCUGCUCCUGUUGCAGCAGCUGCUCCUGUUGCAGCAGCUGCUCCUGUUGCAUCAGCUGCUCCUGUUGCAGCAGCUGCUCCUAAUGCAGCAGCUGCUCCUGUUGCAGAAGCUACUCCAGUUGCUCCCAUUGCAACAGCAGAAUCUCCCGCUGUUGAAUCUCCAGUUGUAGAAGCAGCUUCCGCCAUGUCAGCGCCCCUCGUUGUCAUUGAUCAGCCACCUGAGACGGAUAUGGAAGCCACAGCAGCGCCAGCAACAACAACUACACAGCCAGCAGAUACAAAGGUUGGGGAGCAUGUUAAGCCGACAGGUGAAGCUAAAACACAAGCAGUGCCGCCUAACCCAGUGGAAGCAGUCGAAGUGGCUGCUGCCAGUCCACCUGCUGCCAACGAGUUGCCCACAAUUGUAGUCGAAGCCAGUGCAACUUAUGUGCGCACAAUCAUUGUGGAUCAGCAACAAGAGCAGCAGCCAGUGGCGGAUCAGCCGGAAAUACCUGCAGAAGCAACUGCCGAAAGUGCUUAGAACAUAGCGAAGCGGACUAUGUUCUGUUAAUGAGGGAAAAAACUCGCAACUACUAAAGCGGCAGCUUUAAAUGUGCAGUAAUCUAGUUUUUAAAGCCCUAGUUUAAAUUAAUAAUUAGUGUUAAACAGCACUGAAGACAGAGCGCGAGAGAGAGCAACCUAAUUUAUAAAUGAAUAAUGCACACGUAAACGUAUAUCAAGUAAAUGUAAUACUUAUAUAGACACAGUAUUAUAUAAAACUCAUACUUAUUUAAUGCAUGGUUAUUAUAUAAUAUGUUGGUAGUAGUUUAAUGAAAAAUAUAUCAAUAAAUUAAAAAAAUAUACAUGUGUAUAUAUUCAAA